AUGACGCCCCUUCCCAUGACGGUGCCGGCCCCGGCCUGCGCCUUUGCCAACGAGGCAGAGGACGUCGAUGAGCCGCCAGAGCCGCAGCUGCAUCAGCCCACGCCGAGCAAGUUCCAGCGAACGACCAUUCGACCGUCGAACGGCCAGUCCUCGCUGCUCACCAGGGCAAUCAUGGGUCUGUCGGAUGACGAGAACGAGUGUGCCGGUGUUCCCACGGACAGCCAACGCCGCCGUUCCAUGGCCAGCAACGUCAGCGUCGCCUCCACGGCCGACCUCACGAGCGACACCGGACUCACCAGCCCCUGCCGCACCAACACCCCCAGCCCGCCCAUCCCCGAGUUGAUGGGCUUGGCGCUCGGCUCCGACUUGACGGACCAUACCAUCCAGGAGACGUCAAAGAAUGCUCCUCGGAAGCGAUGCAUCCAGUUCGCAUGCGACGCCAAGCCCGUCACGCCCCUGCAGCAGGCCGCUCUUCGUCCCGCACCCAUGGUCAAGGCGCCUUCGGCCCAGGAAGCACCCCGACGAACCUGCAUCAAGUUCGUGGCCCCCCCUCGCCCAGCCUCGACGCAAAACACACCUCCCAAUCGAACGAGAGGCUCCACCGUCGUCUUUGCCCCCGCCGGCAAUACCGAGUCGCCGUCGACGCCGAAAAAGCUCGGCUUUCCGACUGGUGCCAACCCGGCUUGUCCACUCUUGCCUGCUCAACGUCCCGCCGUCACCGGUCGACCCAGAUUCCUUCGCGCCAGUUCAAAGGACAUCGUCAACGAUGGCUCGCAGUUCCACGAGUUUGCUAGCGGCACGGCGCGCGAGGAAGACUGGAUCCGACAGCCCAAUCCGGUCCUUGCCGCCAAGCUCACCAUCAACGACACGCUGACCAAGGAAAAUCAUAUCCGCCGUCUCGCCGUCGAGGUCGAGGAGGAGGCCGAACAAGAGGAGGAAGAGGCUGCCCUCGAUGACGACGAUGACGAAGACGACGACGACGAUGACGACGACGACAACACAAAUGACUUUGAUGCCGAUGAGGAGGAUGACGACGGAGCCGACCAGAACGAUGAUGAGGAUGGCUCCGACGGCUACUACACGGACGAAGAAACUGGCUUCGCCGAUUCGGAUGACGACGACGACGACGAGAAUGAAAACAUGGUUUUCUGGACGCCGAGUCAAAACAUCGCCAUUCGCCCACGACCUGCCAUGGUCCGCGCGCAAUCGAGCUCGUUGACGGAGCCUCAGUCGGAGGACUCGUUGGUGGCCGGCGCGAGCGGAAGCGUUGGCCGUCUCAAGAUGAAGCGGUUCAAGCCGCAGUCGGAAACGCCGGACCUUCCCGACAGCACCGAUUUCGUGUGCGGCACCUUGGACGAGGACCGACCACUGGAGGAGGCCUAUCUUUCUUGCCUUGCCGCCCGCAGGACAGGCAAGCUGCGCAUCAUCCCCCAGGACAUCGACCCGAGCUUUCCCGCUUCGGACCCCGACAACGAUGACGACGACGUCUACAAUCCCGUCGGCCACGGUAGCGAUGACGGAGACGCGUGGGUGCCUGGCGUCAUGGAGGACUUGCACCACGGCCAAGACCGUUCGCGACGACGAAGGCAGAGCGAGCACCUGGCUUCGCCUCGUCCCCAUCGCUUCCAAGCGCCCGUUCGAAUUCUCUCGCCGCCCCCAAAGGCCAGGGGUCGAUCGCCCAAGAAUCGUGUCGGCCGCCACUCGCCUCGCAGGAGGACCAAGUCACCUGCCCCAAAGGCCAAGAAGACGCCGACCGGCUCGCCCGCCCCGGCCGGUCGCGUUCAAUUUCGCCUCACGGGUCGCCCCAAUACGACUCGCACCAAGUCGCUUCCCCGGCCCGCCGCCCUGUGCCCCAACAUGAGGAAGUCGAUCAAGUACCUCCACGACAACGACAUUCACAUGCGCGGCGCCAUCGACAUCGUCAAGGGCCUUGAGAGGAAGCGCCAGCGACGGAAGGAAAAGUUCUUCCAGAAGUACUGCAACCGAGCGCGUCGAGGCCAGAUCCCGGAGCGCAAGCCCCUCCCCGGCCGCGGUGCCGAGCGCAUGAAGGAGCUCGGGCUUCUCAUGGCCGGCAAGCGAGACCAAGGCAAUUAUGUGCUGUCGGUGUGA
Messenger RNA from Drechmeria coniospora, 2109 nucleotides. RefSeq lists its product as uncharacterized. The record is from RefSeq and is a predicted model, not a curated record. The coding region runs from base 1 to 2109 and encodes 702 amino acids. The transcript has a single exon. NCBI's taxonomy places the organism in Eukaryota, Fungi, Ascomycota, Sordariomycetes, Hypocreales, Ophiocordycipitaceae.